Messenger RNA from Suillus fuscotomentosus, 3882 nucleotides. RefSeq lists its product as uncharacterized. Gene Ontology annotation, cellular component: cytoplasm. The coding region runs from base 1 to 3882 and encodes 1293 amino acids. The record is from RefSeq and is a predicted model, not a curated record. Gene Ontology annotation, molecular function: ATP binding; protein serine/threonine kinase activity. Lineage: Eukaryota; Fungi; Basidiomycota; Agaricomycetes; Boletales; Suillaceae. Gene Ontology annotation, biological process: protein phosphorylation. The transcript has 20 exons.
AUGGCAACUCCUUCGUCGACUUCAACCAGUCCCGGAAAGCGCGCGAGCACAUCGAAGCUUCUCAAUGAUUAUCAACUCGGGGACUCUCUUGGAAAGGGCGCGUUUGGUCAAGUCUACCGGGCACUUAACUGGGCCACUGGUGAGACCGUGGCCGUGAAGGAAAUACAACUUAGCAACAUACCAAAGGGAGAGCUCGGGCAGAUAAUGUCCGAAAUCGACUUACUAAAAAACUUGAAUCACCCUAAUAUCGUCAAGUACAAGGGCUUCGUCAAGACCAGGGAGUACUUAUACAUUAUUCUUGAGUUCUGUGAAAAUGGAUCAUUGCAUAAUAUCUGCAAACGCUUCGGUAAAUUUCCGGAGAACCUGGUAGCGGUCUACAUUUGUCAAGUCCUGGAAGGGCUCGUAUACUUGCACGACCAAGGUGUCAUCCAUCGUGAUAUAAAGGGCGCGAAUAUCUUGACUAAUAAGGAUGGCUGUGUAAAGCUUGCUGACUUUGGAGUCGCUAGCUCUACUACAACUGGGGCCAUUCAUGAUGAUGCCGUUGUGGGCAGUCCCUAUUGGAUGGCACCUGAGGUUAUCGAGCAAUCUGGUGCAACUACAGCGUCAGACAUCUGGAGCGUUGGUUGUGUAGUUAUCGAACUUCUUGAAGGCAAGCCUCCAUAUCACUUCCUCGACCCCAUGCCUGCGCUCUUUCGGAUCGUUCAGGAUGACUGCCCUCCUAUUCCCGAUGGUGCUUCACCGAUUGUCAAGGAUUUUCUACUUCACUGUUUUCAGAAGGACUGUAACCUCCGAAUCUCAGCCAAGAAAUUACUCCGUCAUCCUUGGAUGAUAUCUGCAAAGAAGCAGAUGAACAUGGCCGCGGGAAAUGGACAGAGGUCUCCAGAAGGCGGGCCGCAAUCAUUCCCUGACAGCAGGAGACCCAAAAGCAACUAUAACUACGACGAGGCUGUCCUCAAGGUACAGGAAUGGAAUGAAGCCCUUAAAUCCCCUACACGACCCACGAAGAAAAAUUGUCGUAACUCCGUCUCUGAAGGCCAACCACCAUCCCCGACCCGUGGCGGUCGAGAUAAACCUGCGGUGUCACUCCUUCAGCAUUCAGUCCUUGGUCUCCAGGCUUCGACCUCUGGCAACUCUGUUCUCAAAGGACCCAAUAUUGCCCCGGGAAAGCCUUCUGCCCCCGUCGCUCUAAUCGAGAAGAUUCGGGAGCCGCUAGCUUUUGUCCUUCAGCCUCCAGAAGAGCAGACAGACAACUGGGACGACGACUUUGAGGAUGGACCCUCAUUCACCAAAUUACAAGCCUCCGCCUUGGAGAAGACGUCCAUGGAAGAUGAAAAACCGGAAGGUGAUGAUAAUGCGCAGACCAUCAGACCAAAUCGUAGCCCAGCUGGCCCCGGGACAAUACCACUCGCAAGGGCACCGUCUGCCGAUAUUGUGCCCAUCGUCGAGGACUAUUCCGACAUCGCAACCGAGGAGGACGAGCUCCUACUUCAAGAGAAAGUGGCAGAUUUUAAGAUGAAGAAUUCGGUACGCAGGGGACUCUUUCAUCCUGACGAUAUCAAAGUGCUCGGACUCCUUUCUGGUUCUCCCGGUCCUAUGUCUGCACCCCUUCCUAGUUUGUCACGGAAAGCAUCUCGUCCGUCUCUCAGUCCUAUUUCUGGCAUGGGCCUACCACCUACAGGUUCGAUACGAUCACAUUCCCGCUCAUCUUCCUUUGUUGGAUCUAGUUCAAGUGCCUCCGGCUCUUUUGGUCGCGCAGAGGCAAAACGUGCAGCUAGCCAUGCCGAAUUUGGCAAGUAUGCUGAGGAGGAUGAUGAGGACUACGAUGAUAUCUUUGGAAAACCUGGGGGAACUACUCUCGAGCAGCCGAUGCAGACCUUGCAACUCAACACAAAAUUGUCAAACAAGUCAUGGGUAAGGCCUGUAUUUUAUUUCGGACAUUUUAUGGCGAUUGAUUUCAAUGCAGCUCGGAGACGAUUCGGACGAAGACGAUCCUUUCGCAGAGGCAAGUUUUUAUGCAUUGACGAGGGUUUUGCUGAGGAUGACCUUGAGACUAAUCUUCAACGCGACAAGAAUGCUCGGUUGUGCAACAUGGUGAACCAACUGAUCGAUGAACUAACACCCUCGGCACCUGACUUCCAACUGCGUGAUGCUUGUGAUCAACUGAUCAAUAUCAUGACAGAAAACCCAGAUAUGCUUGUGCAGUUGGUGUCUUCACAUGGUAUGCUGGCGAUUUUAGAGGUACUGGAAGGCAAGUGUUCCAGGGACGUCCUCAUGAAACUUCUUCGCAUGAUCAACUUAUUGGUCACAAGCGAUCUUGGGUUCUUAGAAAGCUUCUGCCUCAUCGGUGGGAUUCCGGUCAUGAUGGGUUUUACUUCAAAGAAAUAUUCCUCUGAGUGUCGCGUGGAGGCAUCCAACUUCAUCAGGUUACUCUGCCACACAUCUGUAUUGACGUUGCAAAUGUUUAUAUCAUGUCGUGGCCUGAAAGUUCUUGUCGAUCUGUUGGACGAGGACUACACAGAUCAGACUGAGCUCGUCGUCGACGCUCUCAACGGCAUAGGAAGCGUGUUCGAAUUGCAAACUCCAACGACUAAGAAUGACUUCUGUCGUAUGUUUAUUCGCGAAGGCCUCCUCGAUCCCCUCUCCUCCGCUUUGCUCAAUGUCAUGGGUAAUUCCAGUCCCAAUGCAAUCGAGAUGAAGCACAAGAUUAUACAGAUCCUUCUCGUAUUCUCACAAGUGACACAAAGCGAUAUUCACGUACGUAACGCCAUGGGGACUCGGAAGAUUGUCAGACGUUUAUUACGCGCGUGCGAGCUUCUGGAGAUGGAAUGCCUGGUUCAGAUGCUGAAAGCUGUGAAGCACUUGUCCAUGAAUGCUAAUCUGCUCGAGGUGCUUCAAAACACUAACGCCAUCGAGAUACUCAUCAAGCUACUGGAUGAAGAGAAGACCGGUCCUCAUAGCACGGAAGUGUCAAAUCACAUUUUCCAGACCUGUUAUAACCUCUGUCGGCUGAACAAGUCACGACAAGAGGAGGCGGCUCAAGCCGGCAUUAUUCCGUGCUUGAAGCGAGUAAUUGAGACCAGCUCGCCUCUCAAACAGUUUGCGUUGCCCAUUCUGUGCGACUUGGCUAGCGCGGGGAAAAGCUGCAGAUAUAUCCUUUGGCAACACAAUGGUCUCGCGCUUUACUUGAAGCUUCUAGAGGACCCAUACUUCCAGGUCAGCGCCUUGGAGGCGAUUCUGUCAUGGUUGCAAGAUGAAACGGCCAAGAUCGAAGAUGAGCUGGUCAGCUCUGAGUCUCUCGAGGCGUUGCUUAAGUGCUUCGUAACCGCAAAAGCCAACUCCUUUGAAAACCUCCUCGACCCCCUUCUCAAAAUCUGUCGUAUCUCCACCCCGCUCACCAUCGGCCUUGCCAAAUCUCAAUUCUUCAAGCGCAUCAUUGACAGGCUCAACCACAGCCGUGCGGUCGUUCGUCUCAACCUCUUGCGUAUCCUCCGGACCGUUUGCGACGUGCACCCAAACCGUGCAAUGUUGGUGGAACGCUACGGAUUGCAUGAAAUGGUCAUGAAACUUAGCAAGGAUGAUGGUGCUGUGUUGGUGCGCGAGCUGGCGAGAGAGAUUCUACCUGCACUAGCCCCUGCACUUAAACCGGUGGGCAACAGGUCUCUGCUCAAGGGGCAUGAUACUCCGAAAAGCGGUCUGAUAGCACCCAAGAAAGCCAGGCGGACAGCAUCGGAGACGUCUGCGAUGAUGGGACCAAACUCGUCGUUGCUGGGUCUUAGCAUGGGUCCCCCUCCAACAUCGAGGACAGGGAUAGAGAGGACGUACUCAUCAUCCAGGCAUAGACUUGGUGAUAUAUCUUGGCAAUCUCAUGGAGGACAAAGAUGA